This is a messenger RNA of Durusdinium trenchii, 3621 nucleotides long. The record is from the annotation of a GenBank genome assembly. Lineage: Eukaryota; Dinophyceae; Suessiales; Symbiodiniaceae.
AUGGACCCCACCGACGCAGAGCUCAAUAAUAUGGCCACCCUUCAGCAUGUUGCAGACUGGGCCGGCACAACUGGAGAAGUCCACGAACAAUUGAUGGAUGCUCUGGGCAAGCCCUCAAAACUGCGGGACAUUGCCUUCAUCAACCGGACGGUCUGGGACAACGUGGUGGCAGGGCUAAAGAUCGAUACUUCAUCUGGCACAACCACCAGUGAAAGAGACCUCACCCCAGUUGAGGCUUCUCGAAUCGAGAUAUUCCGAAGGGUCACCUUACUUCGGCUUGGUGCAAAUCCAGAUCACGUUGGAUCGUCAACCGCACCGCCAGUAGUGUCCAUCGGAGUCUCACCUUUGCCAAGUACUUCAACACCAACCUCUCCCACGAGGAAGCUGAAACUGAGCAGCGUGAUCGACCCAACGCUGGAUGCUGAGAUUAUUCAGCUAGAGCAGUCAGAAGUGGCACGCAUGUAUAGUACAUACAAGGCAAAGUUCGGUGACCAUCCAAGCCAAGAAGUGGAACCUUCGGCAGACCAACUGUCGGGUAUCAAUCAAAUGUUGCGAAGUGGCGCGCUGCCAUAUUGCGAUUUCAGUGUGUUUGGACCCCACGGACUCCGACAACUGAGAAAAGCAGUGUUCACCUCCUACGUACUGAAUGUUGCCACAGGAGAGUGGUCCAAGAGCGAAGCUCCAGGGCCUGACUCGAUCUUCAACUGGGAGAAGUCCUUUCGGCCUUGCUUCUCCUGGAGGCAGCCGAAUCCGAGCGAUUGGACGCGUAUGCAGAUCACAUCAAAGAGCUUCAUGGGCAGUUUGGCCAUGAAUGUCGAGAAGCAGGAGAAAAUCCCGCCGCAGGAGCCGGUCGAAAACACCUAUCAAGAGAAGGAUCAAUGCCUGUUGGUAUUCAGCGGCAAGCACAGACCCGGGGACUUGGCUAGCUACCUCGGAGCAGAAGGAUGGAUCGUGGUCAUCGUCGAUAAGGUGGCGCCAGAGCCCACCGAUGUGCUGUCAGAGCACAACCUCGACAAGAUCCUAGCCGACACGGAAACCGGCAUGUACGAUGUGGUGGGGUGUGCAACCCCGUGUGAAACACUAUCACCGCUCAGGGAAUCACCUCCAGGCCCAAGACCGCUGCGAUCUUUGGAUAAGCCAGAUGGGCUGCCAAGCGAAGAGCUGACCGAAAGUGAAAGGAUUCAGCUCAAAGAGGCAAACCGCCUCAUCGCGCUAUCAGCAAGGCUCGCGGAAAUCCAAGCUACAGCGGGCAGGGCCUUCUGGAUCGAGAACCCAGAUCACAAAGACAAGCUGGACCUAUGGAAGACCACUCCCCUGAAGUUCCUCGUCAGAGAGUUCAACGUAUGGAUCACCGAAUUUGACCCAUGCAGGUUUGGAGCAGAAGUUCGGAAGCCCACAAAGCUGAUGUCGUUCCACAUGAACUUUUGGGGCAUCGGAGACCUCAGAUGCAACCACCCAGUUCAACAGUGGACGAGAACGGACGGCUCCACCUACAAAGCACCACACGAAUCCUUGGUGCAGAGAUGGAGAACAAACGACGAGGGGAAGAAGGAGAGAGCCAGCAAAGCGUUGGCAGGGUAUCCUCCACAGCUGAACUACGCAUUGGCCCAAGCCACAGUGAGUGUCAGCAUGUCCAGAGCAACGGCUAUGCUCACAGCUCUGAAAGGAGAGCUCGUUGCCAUGCAGGUUUACGUGGACGAUCCCAUCAUGGUGUUCGAUUCACAGAAUCCCGCACUCAAAACACUGCUGGGAAAGUCCCUGCUAUGGGCUGCAAUCACUGGGUUCCCCAUCAAACUGGAGAAGACUGAUGCUGGAAACGAAGUCAAAUGGAUUGGACACGCGUGGACACAACAGCUCAACUUGGCGGCAAAACAAGCCAAGCGAGCUUGUCAGCGCGGCCGCGGGCCUGCCAAGCAAGCCCAACCCCUGCCAAUGAAGGAACUGGCAGCACUACAGCACACCGAGCCGGCUGUUGAGGCCACCUUGCAGACUUCCCUGGCAGCUGCAAGAGCCGAACUCGCGGCCAUUCUUGCCAAAGUGCCGGAUUCUGCAAAUCGCACGGCUACAACAGACUUCACCGCGCAAAAGAUUGAAGUCUUAGCCGAUUGCGAAGCCGCAAACACUUUGGCAAAGAGUUUCUCUGACACGCUGGGUGUGGAAAUUUACCAGACAAACCUGGCAAGGAAAUCAAUGGAGGAGAAGAUCUCUAAUGACAGAGAGCUCCAAGCAAGCCUGGUGUCGGACUUGGAUUGUCAGCUCUACGCUUUGAUAGCCCUAUGUCUGUCAAGAGGGGAACAUCCAGAGGAAAUCGCUGUCACCAACUUCGCGGAGAAGCAUUCCAAGGCUCUAGUGUGGGUAGGAUUUGGGCUGACCAUAUCAAGGCGAAUCGAAAUCAAUGUGAUCAGCUUCCUGCGGCUUGGCACUUCGAAGAGGCCAAUUCGCAAGGUGAGCUGCAACGCCUCGUUGAUGGGCAGACCAAGUUAUGGGCGACGCUUGAUCAGGUGCGCCAUGAUCUUGGCGAGGCUAAGCCCCUUGGACAUAGAGGAGCUCAGAACACAGCUGGCUUCAGAGCGCUUGGCGCGGGAGCAGGGGGAUGACCGAUGUAUGGAGAACAUCAGAGACCUGGAGGAGCAGAAGCGUAGCCGUGAAUUACAAGCCCUCGAACGACGCCUGAACAAAACAGAGGCCUCGCGGACCUUUUAUGCUCCACGUGUGUUAUCAUUGAAUCUAGGCAAGCUAGGGCUUUCCUUGCUGCCGGGCCUGCUUUUUGUGCGGCAUGCUCGAACCAAGACACCCAGGGCAGCAGACACUUGGGAGGGGCGGCCAUCUCCAAUGGCGCAGGCAGCCGAGAGGAGGCGAUUGCCCACAUGGUUGACCAAAGUGAGCAAAGGCAAAGAUACGAAGGAUGGUUCCAAAGAUGAUGAAGUGGAAGUUGUACCGGAUGGUGUGCCUGGUGCAUCAAAGGCCAACUUCUCAAGAAUUUAUGCCAGGGAGGAGUGGGAUGGAGAAGCACUUUCAGGAUUAGGCUCGCGUGAAGAAACAACACGAGAGUUUCGUUCCUUCUUAGAAGCCUUCCUGCAGAAGUACCAUAUCACUUCCAUCGUUGACGCUGGCUGUGGCCACUGGCCAUCUGGCUACCAGCGAUUCAUGCAUUGGCAGAACGUGAAAUACACAGGUGUAGACGUGGUGCCAUAUGUGGUGGAGGAGAACUCGCGCUUCUUCAUGGAAGACUCUGAACUCCUUGAGUUGUACGGUUUGUCCAAUGUGGAGUUUCAGUGUGGUGACGUGUCCGAUGACUUGCCAGCAGCAGACCUCUUGAUCGUGAAGGAUGUCUUGAUGCACUUGCCCAACCGAGCGGUACAUAGCUUCCUGGAGAAUAGUGUGGAGUGUCAGAUUCCAAAGUACCGAGCAGUGAUGCUAGUUCAAAACGCGGUCCCACCUGUUGCAAUCCGUGACAUGGUGGACAUUCAGCCAGGGCAAUUGCUUCCGUUUGACAUCACAUUGUCACCCUUCAAGGCAGCCUUCAAAACGGUCCUGCAAUGGCAAAGCGAUGAGCCGAAGGUCGUCCAACUGUGGGAGCCAAGGGACAGGCUUGGCACCCCAAAGAUGGAGCCAAGCUGA